Messenger RNA from Saccostrea cuccullata (small rock oyster), 552 nucleotides. RefSeq lists its product as uncharacterized. Lineage: Eukaryota; Metazoa; Mollusca; Bivalvia; Ostreida; Ostreidae. The transcript is spliced from 3 exons. The coding region runs from base 1 to 552 and encodes 183 amino acids. The record is from RefSeq and is a predicted model, not a curated record.
AUGGACAGAAAACCAAUUUUUACUCAUACUGGGUACCAAUGCAGUAUAUCAGCUAAUGCGCAAACACAGGCAGCAUGGUGGGUGAAUCUCACUGAAAUACGAAGCAUACGUAACGUUAUAAUAUACUAUAGGACGGAUGACAUUAUUUGGGAUGAAAAUAAUGGUUACACAGCCCGAUUUAUGGGUUUUUAUCUCUACGUAUCAAACACAACAAAUAUAGAAAACGGUUACUUAUGUUUUCACGACACAAACUAUACAAGAGCCACGAUACCAGCUGUCGCUAACAUAAGCUGUCCAGUACAUGGACAAUACGUCAUUUACUAUAAUGAGAGGCCAAUAAAGAACGAUAACAGAACCGAACCUUCUGUAAAUGCACAUUCUGAACUUUGUGAAGUGGAAGUUUACGGUUGCUCUUCACCAAGACACUAUGGCCGGGACUGUUCAAAGCCAUGUCCAAAUAAUUGCAUUGAUUUCUGUCACAUAAAUUCAGGAAGUUGUAACCUUUGUACGCCGGGUUUCAAAGGUUCCCAAUGUGAACAAGGCAAGUGUUAG